AUGCCAAGACUGGCAACCUUGCAGACUCAUAUUGUUUUUCUCUUAUUGACUGUAUGCUGGGAAAGUGGUGGCAUCGGUAUUGCCACUGCUCCUGACUUUUGGAAAGUCUUCCAUCGCGGGAACGUUAUAAUCCAUUCGACUGAGAUCGAGAGCGUCUCCCACCAAGAUGUUGUAAACCUAAAGAACGGAUACGCUGUAGCGACUGACAUUGUGAUCCACUGUACCGGAUUCGAUGAGGGGUACAGAACAUUCGAUUCCGAGCUUCAAGAGGAACUCGGCCUACAAUACGACACAAAGACGUUCUCCCAGUGGACGAUGCUCGAUGAGAAGGCCAAGAAGACGGUCGAUGAGCUCCUUCCGUAUCUCUGGACUGCCCCUGAGCAGUAUGGCGACGUCGACGCGAGCAGAGGAGCGGAGAAAGGCCCCAACCGACACUCCCGCCGCCUUGUCAUUCCCAAGCUGGCGGCACGAUGCGACCGAUCAAUUCUGUUCCCCGGCCACAUCCACUCAGCGUUCACGCCACUCGCGGCGGAACUUCAGGCGCUUUGGGGCGUUUCGUGUAUGCCCGAUGGCGCGACCUUCCGUCCAGAGAGGAGAUGGAGUUUGAAGCGUCGACAUUCAACGCGUGGACCAGAAAGAGGUACCUCGAGCAAGGCAAGAAACACUCGUACUUCAUAUCCGACUACAUACCGGUGGUACUUUAACACGCUCAUGAAGGACCUGGGUAUCAGCCCCUUCCGCAAGGGCAAUGUUUUUGAAGAGUGGUGUGUCAGGUGCAAACCGAGCGGCUACCGUACCAUUCUCGACGAAUAUCGUAGCAUCCGACGCCAUCGAUUGGAAGUGGGGUCCUUGGACGGUCAUGCGAAGGGAUCACGCCACGAUACUACGGAAACCAAUGGACAUUCCGUCAAGCCAAACUGAGAGUUACUGGGCUCAAGCUUGGAGCAGGUCGAGGGCAUUGAAGAUAUUAAGAUAACGGGCUUCACGUUGCAAUAUGCCUUAGCAGAAUCUCAGGUACUAUAAGACCAACAAGUACCGGCUUUACAUGCCUUGUCGUUGUUUGCUACAUAUUCCCAUGCCUACGCGCUUGCUGCAGGCGAUGAUUAGGUAUGGUUCUGAAUUGGCAACCGAAAUAAGUCAGCCGAAUGUCCAGAGGAGACGUCUCUUUGUGCUGAAGGUGUAAUUAGUCCUAUGUAGUGGGGCAGACCUGUCAGAGAAUGAGAAAAGAUACAAAGCACUCU
Colletotrichum destructivum is the source of this 1241-nucleotide messenger RNA. Its product is annotated as Putative FAD/NAD(P)-binding domain superfamily. NCBI's taxonomy places the organism in Eukaryota, Fungi, Ascomycota, Sordariomycetes, Glomerellales, Glomerellaceae. The coding region runs from base 1 to 921 and encodes 306 amino acids. The record is from RefSeq and is a predicted model, not a curated record. The transcript is spliced from 2 exons.